AUGCGGCUGUCCACCUUUGCCCUCGCCUUGCGACUCCCAGGCGCUUUAGCGGCGCCAGCAACGAAGCGAGAUUCUCCAGCCCCGUUGAUCAUUCCAAGAGGGGCUGCCUUAAUUCCCAAUCAGUAUAUCGUCAAGCUCAAGGAUAACAGCGGUGCUGCCGCCGUCAGCGACGCCCUGGCAUCUGCCCACGAUGAGGCUACCCACCGGUACAACAAUGUGCUCAAGGGGUUCGCAGGACGAAUGGAUGCGGCGACCGUUGCACGUCUUCGCAACGACCCAAACGUUGACUUCAUCGAGCAAGACGCCGUAUCAAGUAUAACGGAAUAUGUAACCCAGUCGAAAGCCACUUGGGGAAUUUCGCGGCUUUCCCACCUGAAGCCGCACAUCAGAAACUACACGUAUGACUCGACUGCUGGCGAGGGCACCUGCGCCUUCGUGCUCGAUACCGGCGUUUUUGCCGAGCACCCGGACUUUGAAGGCCGAGCCAAGAUGCUCAAGUCGUAUGUCCCAGGCCAAGACACGGACGGCCACGGCCAUGGAACCCAUGUGAGCGGCACCAUUGGCAGCAAGUCGUUCGGAGUGGCCAAGAAGACCAAGAUCUACGGGGUCAAGGUCCUCGACAACAAUGGGAACGGAAACAACACGAGCAUCAUGGAGGCCAUGGACUGGGUGGCCAAGUUUGUCCGCUGCGGCCAGUGUCCGAAGGGAGUAUACGUCAACUUGAGCUUGAGGGGCAGGUUCUCCGUCGCGUUUAACAAUGCAGCCGCCGCUCUGGUCAAGGCCGGCGUGUUUGUCGGCGUUUCGGCCGGCAACGACGGCGACAACGCCGGGUCGUACUCGCCGGGCGCGGAGCCGACCGUUUGCACCGUCGGAGCGAGCGAUAACGACGACAACGUCCUCCUCUGGUCCAACUACGGUGAGGUCGUGGAUGUCUUUGCUCCCGGCCAGGAUAUUCAGUCAACCUGGAUCGAUGGCGGAUGGAACUACUUGGACGGGACUUCAAUGUCCACUCCACACGUUGUCGGCCUGGCGGCCUACCUCGGUGCCCUGGAGGGGAUCUCCGGCGGUGCGGUUUGCGAUCGCAUCAGGGCGCUUGCCAACAAGGGCAUCCUGAAGAACAUCCAGGACGCGGGUUCGCCUAACCUGCUCGUUUUCAACGGAUACCCGGCGGCGACCUAG
Purpureocillium lilacinum is the source of this 1179-nucleotide messenger RNA. The record is from RefSeq and is a predicted model, not a curated record. NCBI's taxonomy places the organism in Eukaryota, Fungi, Ascomycota, Sordariomycetes, Hypocreales, Ophiocordycipitaceae.